CUGGCUCAACCCAGAAUGCCGUGACAAGCCGAGGACAUUCGCUUCCCGGUUUUGGGCAAGCACCCACAAUCAGCGUUGAAAUAGCAAGCAAUCAAUAUAGUUUUCUUAGGUUUACACAAAGCGCACACCAGUCAGUGGCGGCGCUAGCUGGAGGAGGUCGCGAAGUCGGGGAAGUAGUGCUCACUGACUUGCACGACAAGCGCCGAUCGGAAGUUCAUUACUGCGACGUCGCACAGCUUAACUUCACUGCUUAUUUUAACACAGUGUUUUUUCACAGGGCACUUGUUUCAAGCUUCUCUGAACUAUCGACAGCGUUUCGUGACUUUCUGGUCCUUUGACAUUUGUGCUGCGAGCGAACAUGUUUCUUCCUAAGUGCAUCCAGCAACGCGCGUGCCUGCUUCAAGCCCAAGGCAAGGACCGGCGACUCCCGCCGGCAACGGCGGCUCAAGCUGGCUCGGCAAUCGCCAUCGCUGCGGCAGUUGCGCGGUCCCGCGCGACGGCCAAGCGUGGCACCAGUGGCCGUUGCGACCGCAAGCGGCAAUGUGGCAAAAGCUCUGCAUCUGCAACAUCGGUUACGGCACCGUCCAAAACAACUCUUGCUUCUCAAUCGUGUCAAUCGCCAGUCUCCACCUCGGCCCCGCCCGCACAGCGACUGGCCUCGUCCAGCUUCACCGCUUCAGAUGAUGACGACCCGUGCACCGCCGAGCGCCACAGCAGCGGCGGCGGCAGCAGCAGUGAGGGCAGCUCUACACCCAGCGGCCGCAGCAGCUGCGACGGAAGUGGCAGCGGCACUGGCAGCGAGGUUGAGGAAGGGCCCAAGGUGGAGUCUCCGGCGGCGUCUUCCCUUGUCAGCAGUGCCGAUGAGGAGGCUCCCUCCCGCGACGCCGCGCACCAAGGCCCGAUGCCCACCUGCCGCGUCGUGUCGAAGCUCUCCUGCGCCGACCCCUACACCUGCCUGGAGGUUGUGGAGGUGCCCCAGCCCGACGGCACCUGCAGCCCCGCCCUGCUCAUGACGCUGCUGCGCAAGCACAAGGUCACCGGCAAGCCGCGCCGCAAGCCCGACAACCGCACGCCGCUGCUGCUGCAGCACCUGGAGCGCCAGGCCGCGGCGCACAAGGCACUGGGCGGCAGCCCCCACGGCGUUCGCCUGCUGUGGCAGUCCCGCCCCGGCCGCGAGUCGGAUGCGCAUGUUCUAUUGCUGUCGUACGAGUCCGGUGCUGUCGGCAUGGAGAGCUUCAUGGACGACCUCGCCAUGGACGAGAUUAACCGCGACUUUGACGCGAUGCUUGCCAAGCCCAAGCCCGAGAAGCCGCGUCGCCAGAACCCGAGCUCCAGCAACAAGACCACCGGCAAGACCGCUACGCCCCCGCCCGCGCCCCCGCCCGCGCUGGUGCUCACUGGUCGCACGCUCGUGCCCGAGCCUCUGCUGAAGCGCAUCGCCGUCGCCCUGCUGUCCGCCCUCGUCCCCCUGCACGAGGCCGGCAUCUGCCAUGGCGCCAUCGCACCCGAUUGCGUGUCCGUCGUCACCGCCAGCAGCACCGAGCCCACGCCCUCCAUCGGCGGCAGCAGCAGCACUCAGUUCCUGGUCACCAGCUGCGGUCUGGCGGCGCCGGUGGACGCAGCGGGCGUGGUUGAGCAGAGGCGCAUGCGUGUCAAGGGCUCUGCGCUCGAGUACGCGGCACCUGAGGUCCGCGCGCACCUGGCGGCGGCGCGCUCUGGUUGUGAUAUUGACAGCGAGGCUGCGGUUCCGGUAGUCACUGUGGCUUGCGAUGUGGCGAGUGUGGGGCUGCUUCUGCUUGACGCGGCCGCCUUCCGUGCCACUGCUGGCGGCCUGCGUGCCUACACUGAGGGCCGCAUGGGCCUGCCGGCGCGGCUGCCUCAGGGCCUCCGUGACCUGGUGGCGCGUCUCACAGCGGCCGACGCCUCUCAGCGGCCCUCGGCGCGCGAGGCGUUGGCGCACCCCUACCUGCAGGGCCUGUGAUUGAUGAGCUGCUGCGGCUUAUUAGGUAGUUAGUUGUGGUGCUUUUGUUUUGCCUGUUAGCGUGGCAUGUAGAAAGCACGAGUGCAUGGUUAUGAUAGGAUGCAUUGUUGCAAGUGAGGAGCGGUUACCGACUUACCGCUGAGAAGCAAGCUGGUGGUGGCGGUAGCAUGAGUAGCGGGGCGACAGGCCUCGCUCGUAGGGCGCAUCAUAGCGCUGACGGCGGUGUGUAGUAAGCGGUUGCCGCUUGUCACCGGCCUGCUGAAUUGCAGGGAUUGAUGCAUGUGUCGACCUGAUUGACAUGGUGACGGCGGCCUGCUGCUGUCUGAGCAUGUUGGGCGGUGGGCUUGAGCGUGUUACCGUCAUACGGUACACGGCUGCAAGUCUGUGGCACCCCGCCUACCAAUCCACCUCCAGACAAGUUGCAAGUCCGGCGGCGGUUAUUAUGGCCGGGUGCAUUAGUGCAUACACCGGUGUAACAUUUGUUGUAUGGACUUAGUGUGAAGGCUCUGGAGUCUGGGACAGCCUGCUCGGGCCUGUGCCCGACACAUAGCUGCCGCAAUCUCAGUAGGACUUAAGGGUGCGGGAGUGCAAAUCUCUGGACAGCAUGCACCUGACAGCACACACCAACGAACCCCAGCCUACGACAGCAGCAAUGAAGGCACAAGCAGAUUCUUAGCCAAGGCCUAGCGCCGGGGACAUGCCUACGCAACUUACUGAUUGCUGCCUUUUAAGCCGUGCAAGGCAGCUCGCAAGAAACACCACGGGUCGGGCCUCCCCCUCCCCGCGGUGUGGUGCUCACUUGGGUGGCCAUUGCUCAUUAGUGCAACGCCGCCGGCGCCUUUGUGUCCGCCCGGACCUUAUCAACCUUACACGUUGCUUACACGCAAGGGGCGAACCCCAGGGUCUGCGGCUGCGAGCGGGGGAGGCAUGUCCCGGACUGAUGUGUGCUUAGUCACUAACCGGUCCCUA
Messenger RNA from Chlamydomonas reinhardtii, 2950 nucleotides. RefSeq lists its product as uncharacterized. Bases 359 to 1981 code for a protein of 540 amino acids. The transcript has 4 exons. Lineage: Eukaryota; Viridiplantae; Chlorophyta; Chlorophyceae; Chlamydomonadales; Chlamydomonadaceae. Gene Ontology annotation, cellular component: cytoplasm. The record is from RefSeq and is a predicted model, not a curated record. Gene Ontology annotation, biological process: protein phosphorylation. Gene Ontology annotation, molecular function: protein serine/threonine kinase activity; ATP binding.